CAUUGCGGUAUAGUUUCAUUUCAGGAGCAAAAGAAUUCGUAUCUAUGAGUAAAGUAUACAAAAUAGAUUUUGUAUCGACAACACUAACCCUCAUAAGAGAAAACAAAUUACUUAUACUAUUAAUAUAUCAUCCUCUACGAGACAUUAGGUAACAAACAUGGCUCUGGUUACUGGUAGUCCCUCUCUGUUGAACAAACAGACGUUGAUGAAAUAUCUUAGUCUUCCUCAGCCUGAUAAUGUGGUGCAAUGUAUGUACAUCUGGAUAGAUGGCACUGGCGAAUCCAUACGGGCUAAAACAAGGACUGUAAAUUUUGUUCCGAAACAUCCGGAUGAACUACCCAUCUGGAACUAUGAUGGCUCCAGUACCUAUCAGGCUGAGGGAUCAAACUCGGAUAUUUAUCUUCACCCUGUCGCCCUCUACAAGGAUCCAUUCCGCGGUGGCAACAACAAAUUGGUGUUAUGUGAAACCUACAAAUACAAUCAUAAACCGACAGAGUCUAACAAAAGGAGAUCUUGUGUUGAGGCAAUGGAGAAAGCGGCGGAUGAGUAUCCGUGGUUUGGAAUUGAACAAGAAUACACUCUGCUGGACCAGGAUAAACAUCCUUUUGGUUGGCCAAAGAAUGGUUUUCCUGGCCCACAAGGACCUUACUACUGUGGUGUAGGGUCUAACAAAGUGUAUGGACGAGAUGUCGUUGAGGCACAUUACAGGGCCUGUAUGUAUGCUGGAAUUAACAUCGGGGGCUCUAAUGCAGAAGUCAUGCCUGCUCAGUGGGAGUAUCAAGUUGGUCCAUGUGAGGGUGUUACAAUCGGAGAUGACCUGUGGAUGUCCAGAUUUAUUUUGCACCGAGUGGCUGAAGACUUUGGAGUAGUCGUGUCCUUUGAUCCCAAACCAAUCCCUGGUGACUGGAACGGAGCAGGUGCUCACACAAACUUCAGUACCAAGGCUAUGAGAAAUGAAGACGGCUUAGCUGCAAUCGAGCAGGCCAUUGAAAAAUUGGCCAAGAAGCACGAGUUCCACAUCCGCGCUUAUGAUCCCAAUGAAGGCAAAGACAAUGCUCGACGUCUGACAGGACUCCACGAGACAUCUAGCAUUCAUGAUUUUUCAGCAGGCGUGGCCAAUCGAGGGGCUAGUAUCCGUAUUCCUCGGCAAGUUGCGGAAGAACGAAAAGGAUACUUGGAAGACAGACGCCCUUCAUCAAAUUGCGAUCCUUACUCUGUGGCUGAGGUGAUUGUCAGGACGGUGUGCCUGGACGAGUAACGGAUGCGGGUAGUAGUUUGGAACCUUGGACGGUGACAGCGGACACAGCACAUAUGUUUUCUUUUUCUCUCAACGAAAUAUUUUCUCAUAGAUUUUUCCAAAUUAUUUUAUGUUUUUCACUGUAUUAGUUUAUUCGAUAGGAAGCACAAGGUAAAAUGAAAACUCUAGAUUUUAGACGUGUCAAACUACGUGUUGGAAGUAUAUUGUAUAUGGAUAAAUAAUUAUUACUAAGGUAGCAAGUAUAGCUGUUUAUUAGCUUAUUAGCUUACAAACUUCAACAGAAGUGUAUAUGUACAUUUGUCUGUUCUGUGUAAUUGUACCUAUGGGUAAGUUGGUCCUAUAUUGGCAACAAUAAAAGGUUUCUUAAAAAUCAAUA
Limulus polyphemus (Atlantic horseshoe crab) is the source of this 1634-nucleotide messenger RNA. RefSeq names its product glutamine synthetase-like. The transcript has 6 exons. Gene Ontology annotation, molecular function: glutamine synthetase activity. Bases 158 to 1258 code for a protein of 366 amino acids. Lineage: Eukaryota; Metazoa; Arthropoda; Merostomata; Xiphosura; Limulidae. The record is from RefSeq and is a predicted model, not a curated record. Gene Ontology annotation, cellular component: cytoplasm.